Suillus discolor is the source of this 372-nucleotide messenger RNA. RefSeq lists its product as uncharacterized. The record is from RefSeq and is a predicted model, not a curated record. The transcript has 2 exons. NCBI's taxonomy places the organism in Eukaryota, Fungi, Basidiomycota, Agaricomycetes, Boletales, Suillaceae. The annotation marks the transcript as partial.
GAAAUGCUCCCCAGUGGUCCACAUUGGAAGUCCCAAAUCAUUCCUACGGCACAUCCUACUAAGUCACCCAUAAUUCUCUAUUGGUGUGACCCAUUAGAGUGCAUUACAAGUAUCUUCAACCACCUAUUAUUUCAUGAUCAUAUGGACUUCACACCUCGCAAGGUGUACACCACUGUGGAGAGGCUGUGUCACAUCUAUACUGAAUGGAUGACGGGAAAUGACGCUUGGGACAUGCAAUCAGCAAUACCAAGCGGCACAACUCUUCUUGGCACUAUCCUAUUAUCCGACAAAACAAACAUUACUGCCUUGACAGGUGAUCAUGUAGCUCAUCCACUUCUUAUUAGCUUGGCCAAUAUACAUAUGAAUAUGUGA